AUGAACGAGCAAGCAGCAAUGAUGAAUCCACAACAGCAGCAGCAGCAAAUGAUGAACGCGAAUCAAAAUCCGAUGAUUAGUAUGAGUCAAAUGAAUCAGCCGCAGCAACAGAUGAUGAAUCGGAGUUACGGGAUGUGGGCCCCGCCUAUGCAGCCACAACUGCAAUUCCAAAACCCCAACCCUAACCCUAAAGGUCUUUCCGGCAUGAAACAGCCGUCAUUACCUUUUGGCAAGUCAUCUAAGCCGUUGGGCCCAAGGAAUAACUGGAAGGGGAAAAAUGUGAAGAAUGAUAAGCGGAGGAUGGAGCAGCAGAAAGUCCUAAUGGCUGGCUCUAGCACUGGGGCGCCUGCAGGUGGUGUUAAUAUCAGUGGGAAUUUGAAUUUUAAUAAUUAUAACCCGCCCACUGUGAAUGAGUUGCAGCAUCAGAAUCGAUUGAAGACGCGAAAAUUCUUUUCAAAAAAGAAGUUCAACAAGAAUAGCAUGAAUACAAAUAUGGGUAAUAAUAAGAACAAUAGUAGGUCUGCUCCGUUUGCACCUAGAAACACUAGUUCCUAUAUAAUUAGGGCAAAGAAGAGUGGUGGGAUUGCUUCUUUGGUUUCUCCGUGCCCUGUGACACCUGCAGUUCUGCCUACCCCGAUUUUCUCCCCAUCAAGGGAGGUUUUCGUGGAUAUGGCCAAGGAAGAGUGGGGUGUUGAUGGGUAUGGAUCAAUGAAAGGGUUGAUUAGAUUGAGAUCACCUGGUCAAGAAUUGGAUGCUCAUGAGGAUGAGGACGAAGAUGAUGGAGGUUCUAGCGAGAGUGAUGUGGAGGAGCAUAUUGAGAUGGAAAGGAGGUUGGACCAUGACUUGAGCCGGUUUGAGAUGAUUUAUAAUCCGAACGGCAUGAAUGUUGGUGGGAUGGAGUACCACAAUGUGUUGGAGAAUCGAGUUGAUGAUCAGGACACACAUAUUGCACACUUGGAGGAGGAGAAUCUGAUUCUGAAGGAGAGGUUGUUUCUGAUGGAGAGAGAGUUUGCGGAAUUGAGGAGGAGGUUGCAGGGUCUUGAGAGGAUAAGGGGUAUUGGAGAACGUGAGGACAUCAACGAGGAGGUUGUGGAGAAUGAAUCUGAGAAUGAGAGUGUGAGUCGUGGGGAGGAAACUCAUUCGACGGAAGAGAACAAUGACGAUUUGGGUGAAGAAAAUGUUGUAGAGGAUGGGGAUUUCAAUGGGAAAGAUGUGGAUAAUCGUUGUAGUGUGGGUAUAGAAGCAGAAGCUAUGAAUGAUCAAAAUGUUCUAUUAGACAUUGUAGUGAAAGUAGAGAAUAAUGAUGAUGGGUUUAUUGAUGCUGAUAACAAUGAGGAGAACAUCGAAAAUGGUAAUGGGAAAGAGGAUAAAAACGGUGAUGAGUUUGCUGAAGCAAGUAAAACUGAGGAGAACAUUUUAAGUGUUGAAGAAAAAGAAGAGAAUGAUAUUGAGAAGAACAAGUAUGUGCAUGAGGAGGUGAAGGCUGAGAAUAAUGUUAUUGAUGCAUCUGAGCAUAAGACAGUAGUAUUAGAUGUUUGUAUGGAAGAGGUUGGACGUGUAGAGGAUAAAGCAAUUUCGGAGUAG
This is a messenger RNA of Fraxinus pennsylvanica, 1584 nucleotides long. The record is from the annotation of a GenBank genome assembly. Lineage: Eukaryota; Viridiplantae; Streptophyta; Magnoliopsida; Lamiales; Oleaceae.